CCCUGGAGAGGUUGUGGGGUGCAGAUGAUGGUCCAGGGCUGAAGAUGAGGGUCCUGGGGAGGUGGCGGGGAUCCCUGGGAUAGUCCCUGGGGUGGAGGUGAGAGUCCUAGGAAGGUGGCAGGGGUCAUUGGGGGUAGUCCUGGGGUGGAGAUGAGGGUCCUGGGGAGCAGGUGGGGUCCCUAGAGAGGGGUUGGGGGUCCCAGAGCCAGGACUGUGCUAGGUGGGGCUGCGUUCGGUGGAGCCAGGCUGGGGGGCACGGGGCAGGGUUGUGCUUGCUGGCUGUACCCUGCCCUGAGCAGAGCACCCCCCACCAUGGUCCCCCCCAGUAAACUGCCGAGCUGGGCACGGGCGGUGACACCCCGCAUCUUCUACAUCACGGAGAAGGCCUGGAACUACUACCCCUACACCAUCACUGAGUACACGUGCUCCUUCCUGCCCAAGUUCUCCAUCUACAUCGAGACCAAGUACGAGGACAACUGCGGGGACAGCGAGAAUAUCUUCCACAGCGAUAAAAUCCUGGGUGACCACGAGGUCUCCUUCCUGGACAUCGCCUUUGACGAGAUCCCCGAGCGUUACUACCGCAGCCUGGAGGACCCCCGUUUCUUCAGCUCGGCCAAGACGGGCCGGGGGCCGCUGCGGGAGGGCUGGCGCCAGCACACCAGACCCAUCAUGUGCUCCUACAAGCUGGUGAGCGUCAAGUUCGAGGUGUGGGGGCUGCAGACACGGGUGGAGCAGUUUGUGCACAAGGUGAUCCGGGACAUCCUGCUGAUUGGGCACCGGCAGGCUUUCACCUGGGUGGACGAGUGGUGCGGGAUGACAAUGGAGGAGGUGCGGCGCUACGAGCGGGAGACGCAGGAGGCCACCAACGAGCUCAUCGGCCUGGUGGCACCCACCAUCUCAGUCAGCGAGGUGGAGCAGCCCACGGCCACUCACUCGGCCCCUGCCAGCGCCCCCUCCACCCCCCUCAGCGACGAGGCCCCCGAUUUCCUUGCUCCCCCCAAGACUCGCCCGCGCAAGAAGUCGGCGCCGGAGACCCUGACGCUGCCUGCGCUGCGGGAACGCGCUGGCGCCGAGUGACACUGGCAGUGCUGUGCCGUGCCACCUCCCCAGCUGGACAGUGCCAGCCCUGCCGCCAGCCCCGCCGCCCGCCACGGCCCCUCCGACAGGCGCCAACCUCGGGGAGAGACCCACCCUCGGGGCGCAGGGAGCCCCGGGGGGUUACUGGCCUCCUCGAGCCAUCGUGGGUGCCCACAUGGGACAUUGUCACCAUCGCAGUGCCGGACCUGCUGGCUGCGCAGGGAGGGGAUGCCAGGCUGGUGGGGUCCCGGGCAGCAUCGGGUGAUGCUGCAGGGGCUGGUUCACUUGACGCUGCCCACCCCAGCAGGGUGUUCCUCAGGGGCCGCCGAGGCUGCCGAGCAGCGGGGCUGCGGCAGCCAGUGCCCAUGUGCCAUGGCUGGGCUGGGUGCUGGUGCCCGACUGAGCAGCGGUGGAGCUCAAUAAGUGAUGCUGGAGCAGCACUGGUGCAGGGGCACAACAUGUGUGACAGUGACAGCUGGGUGUUGGGCUGCGGCUCCCCGCAGGUCCCUGGGGGCCACACAGCCCCAUGCAUGGCAGGUCCCACAGUUGGGGUCCCCUUUACCAUCCCUCCAGAGGCCGUGGCCACCUGAGGGGGAGCUGGGGCAGACUCAGCCCUCCAUUUUCUUUGGGAAAACAAAGGCGUUUUUGGAAAUAAAGCUCGAGAUA
Athene cunicularia (burrowing owl) is the source of this 1743-nucleotide messenger RNA. Its product is annotated as cytoplasmic phosphatidylinositol transfer protein 1-like. The record is from RefSeq and is a predicted model, not a curated record. Gene Ontology annotation, molecular function: phosphatidylinositol transfer activity; phosphatidylinositol binding. Gene Ontology annotation, cellular component: cytoplasm. Gene Ontology annotation, biological process: phospholipid transport. Lineage: Eukaryota; Metazoa; Chordata; Aves; Strigiformes; Strigidae. The transcript has 7 exons. Bases 313 to 1077 code for a protein of 254 amino acids.